This is a messenger RNA of Pyrus x bretschneideri (Chinese white pear), 1790 nucleotides long. Its product is annotated as 1-acyl-sn-glycerol-3-phosphate acyltransferase BAT2, chloroplastic. The record is from RefSeq and is a predicted model, not a curated record. Lineage: Eukaryota; Viridiplantae; Streptophyta; Magnoliopsida; Rosales; Rosaceae. Gene Ontology annotation, molecular function: 1-acylglycerol-3-phosphate O-acyltransferase activity. Gene Ontology annotation, biological process: phosphatidic acid biosynthetic process. The transcript is spliced from 8 exons.
AUAGUUAUUACCAAAUGAGCUAAAGAGAUAAAAAAAGAACGCGUGUGGUGUCAUUGGCGGUCUCACCCUCUCACAAACACAAAACAUCCGAACUCCGAUACAUCCAACGAAUUAAGUAACAGGAUAAGCGAUAUGCCUUGAAUUUCUCAGUCCUGCAUGACUCAUGUGCUCCCCAGAGUACAAACCCUAACCCGCAAAAAUUCACUGAAGAAAAGAAAGAUCAAACUCUCCAAAAAUCCGUUCUUUGAAUCUCCAUGGAAGUUGCUUUUCAACCUUCCCCUGCAAUUAUUUGUCAAAGGCAAUCGAGGUUUCCGUCAAAGUCAUCUUUGUUGCCGCUGUUUGCUUAUAAGGGACUUUCUAUUGGGUGCUCUCCUCGCAGAUGGCCCAUUUCGAGAAAUUUAAGCCAUUCGGCUCAUCAUAGUGUUUUAUGCAUUCAAAGGAAACAUGGUAGCAUAUCGUGGUGUGACUUUGAUGCAAAAGAGGAGUUUGGAAGACCGCAUUGUAAUAUUAGAUUGCAUGACCAAAAUCGGUUGUCCAGGUAUACAGUUGUACAAUCUGCUGAAGCUGGAACCUGUGAUGCUGGCUAUCCAUUACCAGAAGUAAGUAUGGUCUCAAGAGUUAGGGGAAUUGGCUUUUGUGCCAUUACUGCUUUCAAUGCCAUUUAUCUCUUUGUGCUGAUGCUGAUAGUCCAUCCUCUUGUGCUGUUAUUGGAUCGAUACAAAAGAAAAGCUCAUAUUUUUAUUGCCAAAAUUUGGGCCACUGCUACGAUUACACCAUUUGUUAGGAUAAAGUACGAGGGACUGGAGAAUUUGCCUCCGCCUGAUGCUCCUGCUGUGUAUGUUUCCAACCACCAGAGCUUUUUAGACAUCUAUGUUCUUUUCACAAUUGGGAGACCCUUUAAGUUUAUCAGCAAGACCAGCAUAUUUCUCUAUCCCAUUAUUGGGUGGGCCAUGUUUCUGAUGGGUGUAAUUCCUUUAAAGCGCAUGGACAGAAAAAGCCAAUUGGUAUGCCAAUUCCUUUGAAUGCUUAAGAGUUGCGUAGAUCUUAUCAAGAAGGGGGCCUCUGUCUUUUUCUUCCCUGAGGGAACACGCAGCAAAGAUGGAAAAUUAGGUGCUUUCAAGAGAGGGGCCUUCAGUCUUGCAGCAAAAACCAAGGUACCAGUAGUUCCAAUUACCCUUAUAGGAACCGGAAGGAUCAUGCCUCCGGGAAGGGAGACUAUCUUGAAUACUGGAGCUGUUAAAGUUGUUAUUCAUAAACCUAUAGAAGGAAAUGAUACAGAAGUACUGUGUAGGGAAAGCAGAAACAUAAUCGCUAGUGCACUUGAUCAUCAAGGCUGAGCUGUCUACUGCCAUUUGUUCUGUUUGGUUUCUAUGAUUUGAUACUUGGUUCUUUUCGGUGGGAGUGAAGAAAUAUAGUCAGAAAGGUUGUGGAUAGCUGAUGAUACAGGGCAACAAAAUCAAAGCUGAAUCUGAGUUAUCGUGCUUUUAACGUCUCAUUGCCUGAGGCUGUCCGUCCCAUUCCCAUACUUUCAAACUUGCAAGCGCCGCCUACGGCAAACGUCUUCAUCCCAGUAGACACACAGAAGCGGACGCUUGGCCGGACCCCAGGUUCCGGGAGUUUUUGACCAGCGUCGCCUUCAACUGUUUAGAUAAUAAAAUGGAGACGAAGGCCAUUUUUGUUUUGAUCGUUGUUUUUUGUUUAUUUUUUUUUGAAGAGAAAUAUCCUCUUCCCACGUUGAAAAUCUCAGAUGCCGAUCCUUUGAGCUGGUUAUAAAUUAAUUUUUAUGGUAA